This is a messenger RNA of Salvelinus sp. IW2-2015, 992 nucleotides long. Its product is annotated as syntaxin-binding protein 5-like. Gene Ontology annotation, molecular function: myosin II binding; syntaxin binding; GTPase activator activity. Gene Ontology annotation, cellular component: SNARE complex; plasma membrane; cytoplasm. Gene Ontology annotation, biological process: regulation of exocytosis; regulation of protein secretion. The record is from RefSeq and is a predicted model, not a curated record. Lineage: Eukaryota; Metazoa; Chordata; Actinopteri; Salmoniformes; Salmonidae.
GCUGGGAGGAGAGGGCUGUCAACAACAGCGACAAAUCGUCUUGACUACUUCAUUUCACCUGAUUCCACUUUCGUUUACCUGUUCCUCUUCUUGGUUCGUGCGAUGGUUGACUUUAUUUUCUAGUUUUGAUGCCAAGAGAGUGGAAGCGAGCUGCAUUGUCUCUCUGCGUAGAUCUGCCUCACUCUCCAUUCUGCCAAAACAGUGCGGUUUUAGUUUGAAGCAUUGUUUAGGUAGUGGUAUUGGUAACUGUUUGAUCAUUUAGCUGGUUAUCUAUAUAGUUAGUCGCUCAUAAUUGCUGCAGUUAAUUGAUUUUAAUUUUGUAGUUUGUCUUUUGCCGUCAUGCUUUACUGUAAUGCGGUUUUAGCAGGCUAAAGUAACAUGACGUUUCUUAGGUGAAAUCCUUACUGUGGCAUGCUCUGGGGCGCAAUAGACCUCCAUUAGCAAUUGGCUAGUCUCUUUUACCAAUAAGUAUCCCCAUCAAACCAAGAUAAACAAUUUUGUGGACGGAAGCCUAAGAGCACGAUGAGGUCCCUCCAGGACUUUUUGAAUUGCACUUAAAAAGGAGAGCGAAGGCGAGAGAGAGAGAGAGAGAGAGGCUACAGGAAGCGACGCCUGCCAACCAUCAAAAACACCAAACAUACUCGCCUCAUCUUAGCCUUUGAAAAGAAGACAACUCUUGAUUAGGUUGCUAGAAUAUUUUGAUAUAGACGUUCUUAUUUCUCAGUAAACUAAAGGAAGAUGAAGAAGUUUCGGAAGGUACUGGAUGGCCUGUCUUCCUCCUCUCAGGGGGCUGUCGCGUCCCCGUCAUGCAGCAGUGCAGCUGGUACCCCGCCCACUCCCCAGGAUAUCCAUGUCCAGGAGACGCUAGUCUCGGAGAACUUUCACAUAUGCAAGACGGUACGCCAUGGCUUCCCCUACCAGCCCACCUGCCUGGCAUUCGACCCCGUCCAGAAGAUCCUGGCCAUCGGCUCCAGAACAGGAGGCAUACGCAU